GCAAUGAGCUUUGCACUUUGAUUAGUAUCAGAUACCUCAGAAUACAACUUACGUUAUUCUAUUUAUUCACAUAACACACAUAACGCAUGAUCAUUUAUUGUUAAUUUUAUUAAUAUUUUAUUGAAUGAACGAAACAAAACUAAACAAGUGAUCACAAUUCUUGGACUUCGUAUAAUAUGAAGCGGAGGUUGAAGCAGAUAUGAAAAAAAUGAAAUACGAAUCUCGUGACGUAUGUCGUAGUCGAAUCCUAGUAGAAAAUCUGUCCAUAAUUUUUAAAAUUAUUUACGAAUGUCGUUACUUUAUUUGGAUUUUUUAAAAUUAAUUCGCCUUCUAUAUUUAUAACCUACUCCCCAUCUGUAUCAUUUUAAGUGGUUUUUGAAGUUUUUGCACAUGUAUUAAAAAAAUACAAAUUUCUAUAUAAUUUAUCUUGGUUACAUAAAAAUAUCAAUAAAUGAAAUUAAUUCAACCAAUAAAAAAAAGUUCAGUAUUUUGUAGUUGGUCAUAAAGUUCAAAUGAUAUUAAAUUCUACAUAUAAUAAUAAAAACAUCAGUUAUUUUGAAACAAUUUUUUUUCCUAAACAACAUUUAGAGUGAUAUGGAGUAUCAUUUUAAAAUAGUUUUUGACCCGUAAUUAAUUCGCUUACCAUAUUUAUAACUAAUCAUAUUUAUAACCAAUUUCACACCAUAUUUAUAACCGACCAUAUUUAUUAUAUAAGAUCGUUAUUUAAAAAGAAACAAAUCUAGUCAUCUUUUAUUAUACAUGAUUCCUGAGAAAUUGCCACUUAUACCAUUUUCAUGGUGCCACUUUCAUGUUUACACUAAUCAUUUUUACCAUCACUUUUAAUAAAGGGUAAAAAACAUUUAUACCCCUUUAACUAACAUUGACCAAAAAAAUCAAUGAUUAACUACUAAACUUAAAACCUAAACUCUAAACCCUAAACUAUCAACUAUAGACCAUGAAAUAUCAAUUCUAAACCCUAAAUCCUAAAACAUCAAAUCUAAACCUUAAACUCAAAAACAUCAAUUCUAUACCCUAAACCAUAAACCUUCAAUUCUAAACACUGAAACAUCAACUCUACACCCUAAAUUCUAAACCUUCAAUUCUAAACCCUAAAACAUCAACUUUAGACCCUAAAACUAAAUCCUAAACCCUAAAACAUCAAAUCUUUACCCUAAACCCUAAACCCUAUAUUAUUCCGAAAUUCAAACUCUAAACCCUAAAACAUCAAAUCUAAACCCUAAAACCAUAAUUUUUUUUGAAAUUCAAACUCAACCGUAAAACCCUAAAUUUUAGGGUUUAGGGUUUAGAAUUGAUGUUUUAGGGUGUAGGGUUGAUUUUUAGGGUUUAGGGUUUACUUUUUAGGGUUUAGGGUUUAGAGUUGAGGUUUUAGGGUUUAGGGUUUAGAAUUGAUGUUUUAGGGUUUAUGUUUAAUUUUGAGGGUUUAGGGUUUCGAUUUGAGGUUUAGGGCAUAGAUUUGAUGUAUAGGGUUUAUGGUUUAGAUUUGAAGUUUAGAGGUUUAGAUUUGAUUUUAGGGUUUAGAAUUUAGGGUUUAGGGUUUAAUGUUGAUGGUUUAUAGUUUAGAGUUGAUUUUAGUAUUUUAUUAUAAAUAUAAAAAACAAGGGUAUAAAAAUCUUUUACCUUUUAAUGAAAAGUGUAUUUUUAAAAAUAUACAUUUGUUUGUGGUAAAGAUGAAAAGUGAUACUACCAAAGUGGUAUAAUUGAAAUUCCCCCCCAUGAUUCCUUUUCGUUUUUUUUUUUCUAAAUGGCCAAAGAAUGCGGCUACAAACCAACAACUUAUGAUCAUAUGACAAAAACUCAUGGGUAAUUUUGUAAGGUUUCCAUAUUAAAUAUCAGUCACGUAUUUCUAGCUAUUUACGUAAAAACUGUUAACAAUAAAUUACACAAAAUUGGUCAAAUAAGAACAAUGACUAUAAGUAUGGCGGACUUUAAGAUCCACUGUGUAUCCAUUUCAGUUUCAGCUCUCUUUCUGUAUUUUUUCUUUCCUCAUUCACUCCAGAUUCAAAAAGAAAAAACAGUUUAAGAGUCUGAAUCUUACAUAAAAUAUUUUUUCUUUCUUUCUUUCCACCGAAAUAAGAAAAUGGGAUCAGAAAACGGUGACGAUGGGCUUCGCCGGAGAGGUUGUUCAUGCACGAAAGAUGAUUUUCUCCCGGAGGAAUCGUUCAAAAGCAUGGGGAAUUACUUUAAAGCUCUUAAAGAGACACCGAGUCGGUUCGUAGACCGUUUACUGACUCGGUCACAAGACUCGGUGGAGAUUCAUGAUAUGAAGGCACGUAGUGGUCACGAAAUGAAGAAAACGUUAACGUGGUGGGAUCUGAUGUGGUUCGGGGUCGGUGCAGUCAUCGGCUCGGGAAUAUUCGUUCUUACCGGACAAGAAGCACGUGACAGUGCUGGUCCCGCUGUUGUGGUGUCCUUUGUAGUCUCAGGUGUCUCGGCUAUGCUCUCCGUGUUUUGUUACACCGAGUUCGCCGUGGAGAUUCCUGUCGCAGGUGGUUCUUUUGCCUACUUGAGAGUGGAGCUAGGCGACUUCAUGGCUUUCAUCGCCGCUGGAAAUAUAAUCCUCCAGUACAUAGUCGGUGGAGCUGCCGUGGCUCGGUCAUGGACCUCUUACUUCGCCACUCUCUUAAACCAUAAACCUGACGACUUCCGAAUAGUAGCUAACAGUCUCCACGAAGACUAUAACCACUUAGAUCCAAUCUCCGUUGGCGUUUGCGCGAUCAUUUGCGUUUUAGCCGCUAUUGGCACAAAAGGCUCAUCAGUCUUUAACUACAUCGCUUCCAUCAUCCAUAUGCUUGUGAUUCUCUUUAUAGUCAUAGCAGGAUUUAUUAGAGCUGAUUUCAAAAACUACUCCGACUUCGCUCCCUUUGGAGCUAGAGGAGUGUUUAAGUCUGCUUCGGUUCUUUUCUUUGCUUAUAUUGGAUUCGAUGCGGUUUCAACCAUGGCUGAGGAGACUAAGAAUCCUGGGAGAGACAUUCCCAUUGGUCUUGUUGGAUCGAUGGUUCUUACUACGGUUUGUUAUUGUCUCAUGGCGGCUGCGUUGUGUCUUAUGCAACCGUAUGGGAUGAUUGAUCCUGAUGCGCCGUUUUCUGUCGCGUUCUCUGCGGUUGGAUGGGAUUGGGCUAAGUACCUGGUUGCCUUUGGUGCUCUUAAAGGUAUGACGACCGUAUUAUUAGUUGGAGCCAUCGGUCAAGCAAGGUACAUGACGCACAUAGCCCGAGCACACAUGAUGCCACCAUGGCUAGCUCAUGUCAACGCAAAGACCGGAACACCCAUUAACGCGACAGUGAUUAUGCUGACCGCGACAGCUCUCAUCGCAUUCUUCACAAAAUUAGGAAUCCUAGCCGAUCUCUUAUCCGUGUCCACACUUUUCAUCUUCAUGCUCGUCGCGGUGGCUCUCCUCGUUAGGAGAUAUUACGUCACCGGAGAAACAUCUUCCAGUGACCGGACCAAGUUCUUAGUGUUCUUAGGUUUGAUUCUUGCAUCCUCUGCUGCGACUGCUGUCUAUUGGGCCUUGGAAAAGGACAGUUGGAUUGGUUAUUGCGUUACGGUUCCUAUAUGGUUCUUGUCUACCGCUGGGAUGAAGUUUCUUGUGGCACAAGCUAGGGCUCCAAAACUUUGGGGUGUUCCUUUGGUUCCGUGGUUGCCUUCUGCUUCCAUAGCUAUUAAUAUCUUUCUUCUUGGUUCGAUCGAUGCGAAAUCGUACAUCAGGUUUGCGAUCUGGACUGGUGUUCUUCUUGUUUACUACUUUUUGUUUGGGUUGCACGCAACUUACGAUACUGCGAAGGAGACACUAAAGGAGAAGAUGGCGUUGCAGAAUGCUGAAGAAGGUAGUGUUGCUGCGGAGAGUUCUGGUGCUGUAACUUCAGAUCACUAGCUAGCUUGUUUUAAUAAUUGUGACAAAAAUUUGAUAGAAUUUUUAGUAAUUGGAUUUGAAUAGGAGAAGAAUUUUUUCUUUAGAAUUAAUGGAUUGGCCCAACAUCUUCCAGGGACCGGACCAUAUUCAUAAACCACCUUUGAGUUAGUGGUAAUAAAAAGAUUCUGUAGAAAUAGAUAUUUUGUGAUCCAAGAACACAAGCUCGAUUACAUGACCAAAGAAUCAGAUUCAAUAGGUCGACGACAAAUAUAGUAACUUGAUUAAGGAAAAAAAAAUUAGAAGCCAAGAGGUCAAUAGAAAGAUUCUAGCCACAAGUCAGUCUUGGAUUCUCUCAAGACUAGACUUCAUGAGUUCUCAAACUAUGAUGUUCCUUGGAGAACGUGGUCUGCUUUGUUGCUUUAGGACUCUUGCCAUUACAUUCUACAGUAGGCCUGUAGAUAACCGAUAACCAAAAACCAAACUGAAACCAAACCGAAUAAACUGAAGUAGAUCUAGACAAGUUCAUGUGCAUUGCAUUAUUACGCAGAAGGCUGAUAUGAAGUAAAUAACAUAAGAAAGUAGUUUAACCUUAUCCUGAACUUGACUGUAGUUAACUGAAAGGUGGGGUAUAUCGGUCUUUACAAACAUAUAAACAGAUGAAAAGCAAACUUAACCAC
Messenger RNA from Brassica rapa (field mustard), 4548 nucleotides. RefSeq names its product cationic amino acid transporter 1-like. Lineage: Eukaryota; Viridiplantae; Streptophyta; Magnoliopsida; Brassicales; Brassicaceae. Gene Ontology annotation, molecular function: L-lysine transmembrane transporter activity; L-glutamate transmembrane transporter activity. Gene Ontology annotation, cellular component: plasma membrane. Gene Ontology annotation, biological process: transmembrane transport; amino acid transport. The record is from RefSeq and is a predicted model, not a curated record.